Molecule: messenger RNA, 1393 nt
Organism: Sphaeramia orbicularis (orbiculate cardinalfish)
Lineage: Eukaryota; Metazoa; Chordata; Actinopteri; Kurtiformes; Apogonidae
Product: interferon-induced protein 44-like
Exons: 8
Coding region: 150-1031 (293 amino acids)
Biological process (GO): immune response
Source: RefSeq, a predicted model, not a curated record
CUGUGAUUAUGAUCACGACACUAAAUCUGGCAUGUAAUGUCUCAAUACACCAUGUAACAGCACCAUAGGAAAGUGAAAGUUAACAAGUCAAACUUUCAACAAAGUCAACAACGGAGGAAACAACUCCACCAACUGCACACACUGAAGCUAUGGGAGGAAAGAACUCUAAAUCUGAACUGGAGCCCCCUUUGCUUGAUAAAGAAUGGCGGGAUGUACCACAGGGUGACAAAGCUGAAUAUUUAGAGUUUGUGAGGGGUUUUGAGCCUUUCCAGCCGUGUCAUGAUGAGAAGAAUGAAGAUCAGCAUAUUAGAAUUCUGCUUCAUGGAGUCACUGGUCACGGCAAGUCCAGUUUUAUCAACUCUGUGGACACCGUCUUACGAGGCAGAAUGGCUGGACGAGCUUUGGCGGAUACAGAUGGAAGAAAGACCUUCACCAAAAAGUACACAACAUACAAAAUUACAAAAGGAGCACGUGGGACCUUCUACCCAUUUGUCUUCAAUGACAUAAUGGGUCUUGAGAAGAAUGAAGGAGUUCUUGAGGAGGACAUCAAACUAGCCAUGAUGGGACAUGUCAAAGAUGGUUACACGUUUAAUCCACACGCCACAUUACCCACAGAUGAUCCACACUACAACACAAACCCCAGUCUGAGUGACAAAGUACAUGUUCUGGUUUGUGUCGUCUCUGCCAAUAAAAUACAUUUAAUGGAUGAUGAUGCUGUGAAGAGGAUGAGGACUGUGAGGCUGGCAGCUAGUGAUAUGGGGAUUCCUCAAAUGGCUAUUCUCACCAACAUUGAUGUAGCCUGUCCUGAGGUCAAAGCAAACUUAAGAAAUGUCUAUAAAAGCAAGUAUGUGAAAGAAAAGAUGGAGGUUCUGAGUGAAUCACUGGGUAUUCCACUGAACUGCAUCUUUCCUGUGAAGAACUACCACUCAGAAAUUGCUCCAAAUGAUGACCUUGAAAUGCUGAUACUGAUGGCACUGAAACAGAUGCUCAACCAAGGAGAAGAUUUUGUGAAUGACUGUAAAUGCACAUGAGACAAACAUUGCUUCAGUUCAUCAUGAAAAGAAAUCAUGUAAAAAAUUGAUACUGUCAUUUUUGGCUGUAGGAAACAUAGAUUUAUGGCUUCAUUUAAUAUGACAUCUCAUAUUACACCUGAUAAAUCAAGUAGAAGUGCACUAGUUUUGCACAGAUUUCUAACUAAACUUGUAAAUGUAAAUACUGAGACAAACUUUGCUUCAGCUCAACAUGAAAAAGAAUUGUGAAAAAUUCAUAAUGUAGUCAUAUGCUAUGGGAAACACAUGUAGGCCUUAGUUUACAGUUACAGUAUUAUACCUGAUAAAGCAAGUAGAAGUGCACUGGUUUAGUGGAGAUCCUGAAUUUAGUUAAACACUAAUAU